This is a messenger RNA of Pocillopora damicornis (cauliflower coral), 1222 nucleotides long. Its product is annotated as polycystin-1-like protein 2. Gene Ontology annotation, biological process: detection of mechanical stimulus. Gene Ontology annotation, molecular function: calcium ion binding; calcium channel activity; protein binding. Lineage: Eukaryota; Metazoa; Cnidaria; Anthozoa; Scleractinia; Pocilloporidae. Gene Ontology annotation, cellular component: membrane. The record is from RefSeq and is a predicted model, not a curated record.
AUGGCUCAGAAGGUUAAACCUGCGCCCGCUGGUGAGAGUCUCAGCGAACUAACCGUCGGCAACAGCAGUCAGUUCAACCAACUAGUCCAAUUAGGAGAUGUCCGUGGCGCCACACAACUAGCAAAUGCCGUGCUAGAGAGCGCUGAACAGAGAAAGUCAACUACUGCCCAGGAAAAGAUUGCUAUUAAAGAUUCUGUUGUGAAGACUGUGUCAGAGAUACAAGUUGGCAAUUUACAAUCUUUGAUUCAAGUGACGUCAAUUAUUGCACGAGCAACACUGGAACCCAGCGAGGUGACAUUCGACACUCAGAAACUUGCACUGAAAACACUCACCUCUAUGACGUCACUACUUUCAAGUAAGACGACAGAAGAUUAUGCUUCAGAAUAUGUCUUAGUUGAGGAAGGAGGAGAGAACCUGGUACUGGGCCUCGGCAAUCUUCUCCAUUCCACUGCCCAGAAAGCUGAUGUUGUCGGUCAAACAAAAGAGCCAACGGACGUACGAUCUAAGAGUGAAAACAUCUCCAGAGACACGGAGAAACUCAUUGAUGACGUUGCAACAGCUCUGUUGUCAAAGAUGAUAGUGGAUCAAGAACCUCGCCGUAUUAAUACUAAGUCCAUCAACAUGGAACUAAGCCGAAUGAGCUCCAGAUCAAGGGGAACCAGUGCAGACUUCACAGACGAUGAUAGGGCAGGAUUUAAAUUUUCUCUUGCUGCCAUAACUGAUGACAAAGUGAUAACUCCUGAAUAUAUAGAUAGCGUGUUGACGAUGAGUGCUUUUAAUCCUUUCACUUGGGAUAACAGUUCAGCUGUUGUCAGGGAUUCUCAUGUCCUUAGUUUGAACCUUAAAGAUGACGAAGGAGAACCUUUAAUAGUCAAAGACAGCAGAGAGGAUAUAGAGAUCAAGAUUCCACGGAAAGUGAAAUUUACUCCAGAGGAAAGAGUUUCGUUCUUUGUGAAGCCCAGCAGUGAGGGGAAAAUGCAAUACCAUAAAAUAAACUCACCAGGUGUAAGAGGGAACGCUCUACGGCUGCGAAUCACACCAGAAAGACCCACCAUCUUUAAGGUGUUUGUGCGACAAGGUCAGCGGCCAACUGUCACAGAAUACGACCUAACCAAGAGAAUCCCCGAUGAGUCGUGUUCCAUAUCUCCUCAGGCUUCUCAGCGUGGUUGCAGCGAAGAAGCUUACGAUGUUGUCUUGUACCAUGAACUAAUCAGUGAGGCGG